AUGGAUGAUCAUUUCAUCGAUUUCAUCGUUAUUCUGCUCAUCCUUAUUGUUCUUAUCAUUGCUACCGUAUUCCUUUUGGUAAUGUAUUCGAAGCCAGUGAAACGAUUUUUGGCGAAACUCAUCGGCAGACCGAAAAAAGUCGCCCGAAACGACGUCGAGGCGAAAAUUGCGCCGAAAAGAACGACAAUUCGGAUAGUUAAAUCGCUUGAUCUCGACGAUCCCAAAUCACCGCCAUUUAGAAAACAGAGCGCGAAACGCGUGUUGUCGAAUCCGCCUCCAGGCACCAAAAAACCAAUGCAAACCCCUCUUCCGACGCCAACAUCGGCAUCAUCGCCGUCGCAAAAAUGCGUAUUCGUGUUUCCCAAAAAUCUCUCCUAUCAAAUGACAAUGACACCGACGAUAAGCCAAAGUAAAUCAACGAAUAGCAGCUAUUUGCCAACAGCGAUGCCCGUUCGACGGUGUUCCACUUAA
Caenorhabditis bovis is the source of this 471-nucleotide messenger RNA. Lineage: Eukaryota; Metazoa; Nematoda; Chromadorea; Rhabditida; Rhabditidae. The record is from the annotation of a GenBank genome assembly.